CUCUGCUGGCGGCCUCCGUCCCUCACACGUCCACACACACACCUUGCCGCCUGCGCAGCGACCACACGCUCCCUCACAGCUCUUCUCAGCACGCACACGCCGCCGCGUCGUCCGUCGCCACCCGUCGCCAGCGCGCUCUUCGCACCCGCGCGCGCGCCGCCUCACGGCCCGCAUCUUCCACUCGGCCACCAUGCCGCCGCACAUCAAGCCUGCGCCGCGCCCCAGCGGCACGGGCGCCAGCGCCGGCUCGGCGCAGCACAUCAUGCCCGCCGGCGUCGUCGGGGCCGCUGCGGGCAGCAGCAGCACGUCUGCAGCCGCAGGCAGCAGCAGCACGAAGCGCAAGGCGCCCGCCGCCGAGACGCCCAUCAGGCAGAAGCCCAAUCCCGCCGCCGCCGCCGAGGGCGAGCAGGCCGGCUCGGGCGCCGAGGACGAGACCAAGGGCGAGCCCGGCGUGACGAAGCGCACGCUGCAGAACCGCAAGGCGCAACGAGAGUUCCGCAAGCGGCGAGAGGCACGCGUGCGCGAUCUCGAGGAGCGCUGUCGGCGCUUCGACCAGAUGGGCCUCGAGGCCAACGCCGAGCUGCAGCGUGUGGCACGCCGGCUCAAGGACGAGAACGAGGCGCUGCGGGCACUGCUCAACCGCCUCGGCUUCGGCAACAUGAUCUCGUCUGCGCUCGAGAGCGUCCGUGCCGACCAUGCGCGUGCCGCAAACGAGAGCAUGGGCUUCGGCGGCCAGAACGAUCAAGUCGCGGAUCUCAACAUGAACAUGAGCAGCGUGCCGAUCAUGUCUGCUCCGGCAGCGGCCAAGCGCAACUCCAGCGCAUCUACCAAGGCCUCCAAGACCGGCACCACCAAGAGCGAGCAGUCCAAGUCGAACGGCAGCGACGACGAGUCGUCCGAGGAGGACGAGAUGGACGACUCGCUGGCCUCGACCAGUCACUCCACGGUGGGCCGUCAGCUCGGGCCGGGCGACCUCAUGGCCGCGAACAUGCAGGACAUCAAGAUGUACCAGCCGCCGACGAACGUCGCCAGCAAGCAGCGGCAGACGUACGACUGGCAGGGCGCUCCCGUCUUUGCUCAGCCGCAGCAGGACGACCGGCGAACCGACCGUGCAGCCUCGACGAGCAGCGGCGACAGCUCGGCGCAGCGCGCCGACAACGGCAAGAGCCCAUCGCUCCUCUCGCUGCGUGCGCUUCCGGCACCGGGUGCGCGUCAGUCUGCCCAGACGCAGCCUGGCGGCACCAUGCCCACGCUGUCGCACGGCUCUGGCAACGCGUCCGGCGCCGGCAUGGGCGGCAGCGCGAUGCUCAACUUCAACGCGAACCGUCCGUUCAGCGGCGCAUCGAUGGCCGGCGGCGCGUCGGGCAGCAGCGGGCCGAGCUUCUACCCGUAUCCGCAGCGCACGCACCAGAACGACGCCCUCCUCAACCCGAACCCCAUCCCCUUCGCCUUCAGCCUGUCCAGCGAGCCGCCGUCGGACCAGAGCUGGUGGGAGGCGAUGGGCGGCGGCAUGCUCACGCCCGGCCAGGACCCGAACAGCCUCGACGAGAAGGCGCAGGCCGUCGCUGCGGCGCAGGCCGGCAUCAACGGCAGCGCACAGGGCCCCAACGGGCCUCAGAGCCCGUUCGACCUCUCUGCCUUCCUCACCGGCGGUCUCACGCCGACCGGCAACUACUCGUCGCAGAACUUCGAGUCGAGCGGCAUGCCCAACAGCCAAGACACGCCGCUCUCGUCGACGAUGAUGGCGCCCUCGCGCAGCGCGAGCGAGAAGAAGCUGGGCAAGGGCAACAACAUGGCGCCGCCGAUGCCGCCGACGGAGCACGCACAGAUGUUCCUGCGCCUGCUCGAGCGCAAGGUCGCCGCGCGUGACCCGAGCCCGUACGCCUCGCUCGGCUUCCAGCCGCCGAGCCUCUACGGCAACGACACGCCGCUGCAGUUCCUGCCGCCGGGCCAGAGCGCCAGCCCGGGCAACUGGCGCAUCGGCCAGAACGACGAGAGCGCAGCACGCGCCGGCUGGCAGGCGGCGACGGCGGGCAUGCAGCAGCAAAAGUCGCCGUCGUCGCUGACGCCGAGCGGCGUGUACUCGCGCCUGGCGCAGCACCCCGCCUUCCUCACGACCAACGAGCGUGAGCUCGAGGAGCUCGUCGACGCCAUCGACUCGCACGCCAGCAGCCGCUCGCCGGGCGCCAGCAGCAGCGCCAGCAGCAGCCCGAGCGGCUCGAACGUGCCUGCUCGCCAGGCCGGCCAGCAGUCGCAGCACCAGCAGGAGCGGACAUACUACGGCCAGCAGCAACAGCAGCAGCAAGGGCGCUCGCCGCUCAACCUCGCGCGCGCCAUCUCUGCUCGCCGCCAGAGCGUCAGCGGGCGCUCGAGCCCGGCCACGGGUGCCGGCGGUGCCGCCUCUGUCGAGCUCGACGAGAGUGCCGUCGACCACCUGAUGCACAUGCUCGACUCCAAGACGCCGGGCAUGGCGCACCGCGGCGCCCAGGCGCUGCAGGCCUCCUAGCCGGCCGCGCAUCCCAUCCACCUCUCUCUGUUCCCGCUGCACCACUACAUACAUCUCCCGUCCCAUACGCUCACCCCACAUACUCUCUAGCAUCGCAUCCACGCCUCGUUCUCAGUUGUACGUUCCUACACCCCCUUCGCAUCGGCCCCGUUCUGCGACGCGCCCUCUCUCCGGGCUGCCUCCUCUCUUCACCACCUGCGCCGAUCUCGCACCUGCGGGCGUGCCCCUUCGCGGCCGCCGCCUCGGUCUGUUCGCGCGCCUACUCGCGCCUCCCUGUUCGUACUUCACCCGUCAUGUACCGCGAUCUCGCCCCGUGAAUAUCAUCCCGAUGCAUCUCAGCC
Molecule: messenger RNA, 2847 nt
Organism: Tilletiopsis washingtonensis
Lineage: Eukaryota; Fungi; Basidiomycota; Exobasidiomycetes; Entylomatales
Exons: 2
Coding region: 191-2506 (771 amino acids)
Biological process (GO): regulation of DNA-templated transcription
Molecular function (GO): DNA-binding transcription factor activity
Source: RefSeq, a predicted model, not a curated record